AGGAUAGUUCUCUUUUUUCCAUUAGCACUUGAAAGCACCAGAGAUUGAGACGUGCUCUCUGUCCCACCUCUGACGCACCGGUCAGGGGUGUCAGGGCUUCCGUAGCCAUGGCUGAAUCCCAGCUUAUGUGCAUGGAGGACGGGCACAUCGGUGUCAAAGUCCCGGAGUCCAAGCCGGAGUUCUACUACAGCGAAGAGCAGCGUGCUGCCAUCGAGGAGCUGCUAAAGAAUGGCGACGGCGCCUUCAAGACGCGACUCAAGGAAGACAACGCGAAAGACUUUUUAUCCGCGAGGGAAGUUAAAGUUCUCGUGAGCACUUUCAAACAAUAUGACUCUAAUGAUACCAGCAGCAACAGCAGUAGCAGCAAGACGGCGGAACAGGGAGCCUCUGGAACCGACGCAGACUCAGGGGUUCAUUCUACCUACUGGCCACUGAUGUCGGACACCGAGGUCCCGUCGCUGGACAUCGGCUGGCCCAGCGGGGGGUUGUUCAAAGGGGUGACCCGGGUGGCCGUGCACACCCACCCACCCAAAGACAACGGACCGCACAUCAAGGAGGUGGUACGGCGGCUCAUCCAGGAGGCGAGCAAGGUCAUCGCCAUAGUGAUGGACAUGCUCACAGACAUCCACAUCCUGCAGGACCUGAUGGAUGCAGCUUGCUGUCGGUCUGUGCCUGUCUACAUUGUGUUGGACGACCAAGCUGUUCCUCACUUCCUGGACAUGUGUUCCAGGCUUCAGAUUGGCUCGCAGCACCUCCAGUUCAUCCGAGCAAGAUCGCUUCAAGGAGUUGGCUUCAAUAUGUCCUUUGGUAAACUCCCUGGUUCGCUUUCUACUAAAUACAUGCUGGUGGACGGAGACAAAGUUGCAUUUGGCUCUUACAGUUUCUCCUGGUCUGCAUCCCGGAUGGACCGAAACAUGAUCACUGUGAUGACGGGGCAGGUGGUGGAUGUCUUCGACAGAGACUUCCGUGAGCUGUACGCCAUAUCAGAGAAGUUGGACCUCUACAAGGAGUUUCACGUCAGCCCCCCUGCUGCCAACGCGACCGCCACAAUUCGCUCCAAGCUGGAGCCAAAACGCCCUCCGUUACCGGCGACCACGUCCCGUUUCCAGGUGAGCCUCGGAGACUCUCGGAAUGUUGAAAUCCAGGUUCCUGCCCACAAAUACUACAACCCCAAAUACUCGCUGCUGUUCAGAGGUUCUCCACUUCCUGCAAGAUCUCUGCAGGACGAACGAACAAAGCCGGGUCUCACAGAUGUUUGCGAAGACGAGGGAAGGCCUCGAGUGGCCAGCAGUCUUAAGCUGGAUCGGCAGAGUCCGUUGCCCUCAGAGGCCCCAAGUGAGAACUUAAAGACACCAAACAAAGUAUCUGUGGGGAAAAAGAGAGGCUUAACCUGGAAGUUGUCGAGGAAAAAAUCUCCGAGUAAGCUUUCGGUUAAAAAUACAGGGAGUCCUUCACCGACAGAGACUCAUCCCGAAGAAUUGGAAGACGGUGCCACCGUGGUUGUGAUAAGCCCAACCAGAGGGAGUAAGAAGCUUCCUAAACUGGACCAAAGAACAUUGUCUCAGCAAACUGUCAACACGUCACAUGACAGAGAAAGUUUGAAGAGUCGUCGUCAUGGAAAAUCAGGAUGUAAAGCAUCCUAACGUACAGUUUCAUGUUGUUAAAACAGAUGAAGACAUAGAGCGUGUGUGAGACACUGCAGUGUAACGCACGUUUGAAUGAAGACCAGAUGAAUGUCCAGUCCUUCAGGGGUUGAUCUACUGGCUUCACAUCUGGAGCCUGAAGUAUCAUGAGGCUGAUCUGGCAGAAUCUCUGGAAUCACACAUGUAUUGAGGCCUUUGAACCCACCUUGUUAGGGAUCUGGAUUUGUUUUUUAUUUUUCUUGCAAACAUGGGGAAGUUUUUAAAGUUGUCCAGGGAAUGAUUUUAUGUCACCUCUUUAUCUAAAUUGCAGAAUAAGAAAAACCACAUUUAUUCCUAGAGAGAUAUUAGUUUGGUUUCAGAUUUAAAUUAGUUGCGAUGAAUUGCAUCUGAAAAUGUUUUUCAGAUCUAUUCAGCCACGUUGACUCUUCAAAAUAUAUCAAGCAUAUAUUUCUAUGACGAGUCCUGGUUUGCAACAAAGUUUAUACACAGCUGAUAUUGCUGCUAACAGACUACAGAUUAGAUUUGUAUUUAUUGAAUCGGGUCAUUUUUACUUUUGCCCACAUAUAUGAUUAUGUGCUGAACGAUGACUCCACGCGCAUUGCCUUUCUUUGUCGUUGGUAGAUAGAUUACGUUAAGAAAAUAGAAUCAGUAUCUGCUCAAUUAAUUUUUCUAACAAUGGCAAAUAAUUUAAAGUAGAGGUGUUUAAAGAGACAACGACCUGCUUUUUAAUGCUAAAGAUGACCUCAUCUUGAGUUACCACACAAAAUAAGUACUGAAGUUUAAUUUCACGUUUUUACCCAGAAUCCUCUGUCGUCUUUUCAGCAACAUGAUCAGCCUUUACGGUAUUUUUCUUGAUUCCGGACAGUAAUACAUAAAUAAAAGUUUCCUUUUAUUUGAAGUAGGCAGCCCUCGUUUGGAUGGUGUGUGUUUACAGUGUGUGAAAGCUCAUGAUAGCGUUCGUGUUUUUUUUUUUUAUGAGAGAACUGCUUACCAUCAGAUUAAAAUCAUGUUGGUGACAGGAAGAGGCGACAGAGCAACAGAUGUCAGCUGAUAGAAAAGCCUGUGUGAAAAUUUACACAAACUCAACAACACGGCUGGUUUUAUUUCUUUGCACUUGAAAUAAAACCACUGCAUUAAGUUAUGCUAAACUUUAAAAAAAUGCAUACUGUGAUGAGCUUUAACAGACUUUUGACUCUUUUUGCACAAGUAACUUUGAACUUUUUUGAUUUUUGCACUACAUUUUGAUUCAGUCAUAGUAGAAAACAAGAAAUCCUCAAAGUCUUAACACUUAAACAAACAGAGGGGGUGGAAACGAGCUGAACAGACAUUGUCUUACCCAUUUAGUGGCAUGUUGGGUUGUUGGAUAUAGACAAAGAUUUGUUGCCUGUCAUUUAUUGUUUUUGCAUGUUUCAAUAAAUCUCUUAUCCACUAUGUCUUUAAUGCACUAAUUAAUUUUGGUGUUUUGUUCCUUAUCUUAUUUUACGUUUGAAUUUUCCACGGAUUCUUGACUGAAAGUUUUCCAUCCAGUUCGCUUCAGUUUUUUUUCUUAAGCACCAUUUGUUGUGACAACAAAUGUCGUCACAAAGCAGUUUGCAAAAAAAUUAUUUCAAUUCAAUC
Gambusia affinis (western mosquitofish) is the source of this 3260-nucleotide messenger RNA. It is a transcript of the gene sack1fb, whose product is annotated as family with sequence similarity 83 member Fb. The record is from RefSeq and is a predicted model, not a curated record. The transcript is spliced from 6 exons. Lineage: Eukaryota; Metazoa; Chordata; Actinopteri; Cyprinodontiformes; Poeciliidae. Bases 108 to 1643 code for a protein of 511 amino acids.